UGGGAGGGGGCAAAAGGGAGUGGAGUGCGCGGUUGUCCGGGCAGCCAUUGCGGGUACAUUGUCCGAAACCGCGGAUACAAUUGAGUGUUGUGUGCCACGCAAGUAAAAUCCAAGAAAAUCAAAGGUCAUCCCUAAAGAAAGGUGCUGCGUGUAAAGCCCGGGACGCGCACAAACCCCCGGCCCGAUGGCUGAAUCCGACAAACUGAAUAUUGACAACAUCAUAGCUCGGCUCUUGGAAGUGCGGGGAGCCAGGCCAGGAAAAAAUGUGCAGUUGACAGAAGGAGAAAUAAAGGGGCUAUGCUUGAAAUCGCGUGAAAUUUUUUUAUCACAGCCCAUUUUGUUAGAACUGGAAGCACCGCUUAAAAUAUGUGGUGAUAUUCAUGGGCAAUACUAUGAUUUAUUACGGCUGUUCGAGUAUGGUGGAUUUCCACCAGAAAGUAAUUAUCUUUUCUUAGGAGAUUAUGUUGAUAGAGGAAAACAGUCUUUAGAGACAAUUUGUCUUCUUCUUGCCUAUAAGAUCAAAUAUCCUGAGAACUUCUUUUUACUUCGUGGAAAUCAUGAAUGUGCAUCUAUUAACAGGAUAUAUGGAUUUUAUGAUGAAUGUAAACGUCGAUACAAUAUUAAAUUGUGGAAAACAUUCACGGAUUGCUUUAAUUGCUUACCCGUCGCGGCAAUAGUCGAUGAAAAGAUAUUUUGUUGUCACGGUGGUCUCAGUCCGGACCUUCAAAAUAUGGAACAGAUCAGACGUAUUAUGCGACCAACAGACGUACCUGAUCAGGGAUUGUUAUGCGACUUGCUAUGGUCAGAUCCAGACAAAGAUACAAUGGGUUGGGGAGAAAACGAUCGCGGUGUGUCGUUUACAUUUGGGGCUGAAGUUGUUGCCAAAUUUUUACAUAAGCAUGACUUUGACCUCAUAUGUCGUGCUCAUCAGGUGGUAGAAGAUGGCUAUGAAUUCUUUGCAAAAAGACAAUUAGUUACUCUGUUCUCGGCACCAAAUUAUUGCGGCGAAUUUGAUAACGCAGGAGCUAUGAUGUCCGUAGAUGAAACUCUUAUGUGUAGUUUCCAAAUUUUGAAACCAGCCGAUAAAAAGAAAUUAACGUAUGGUGGCCUGAAUGCGAAUAGACCAGUUACUCCCCCGCGGGGUGGUGGAAAUAACAAAAGCAAGAAGAAGUGAAAUCCUUAGAUUUGUUUCUUAUCUUUUUUUUUAAACGCAACGUUUUAGAAUUUCAAAAUAACUCCCUCAGAAAUCUACCAUCUUUUAAGACAUUAAGUUCUUGUAAGAGAAAAGAUGUUACUGUUAUUAUUUGUCUUAGUAUCGCUACUAUUAUUAUCAAUGCUGCUACCAUAUUACUUUCGAAUUUAUCAUGAAUUCCGUUCAGCUAUACUUAUAAUGACUCUUUAAGUAAAAAGAAAAAAAAAAUGAAAUCCGGAGGGGCAUUGCUUGGUAAACGAAAAAAAAAAAAAAGAAGAAA
Osmia lignaria (orchard mason bee) is the source of this 1472-nucleotide messenger RNA. Its product is annotated as serine/threonine-protein phosphatase PP1-gamma catalytic subunit B. Gene Ontology annotation, cellular component: nucleus; cytoplasm. The record is from RefSeq and is a predicted model, not a curated record. NCBI's taxonomy places the organism in Eukaryota, Metazoa, Arthropoda, Insecta, Hymenoptera, Megachilidae. Gene Ontology annotation, molecular function: protein serine/threonine phosphatase activity.